This is a messenger RNA of Pygocentrus nattereri (red-bellied piranha), 1322 nucleotides long. RefSeq names its product solute carrier family 35 member C1 (gene slc35c1). The coding region runs from base 135 to 1229 and encodes 364 amino acids. The transcript is spliced from 2 exons. NCBI's taxonomy places the organism in Eukaryota, Metazoa, Chordata, Actinopteri, Characiformes, Serrasalmidae. Gene Ontology annotation, cellular component: Golgi apparatus. The record is from RefSeq and is a predicted model, not a curated record. Gene Ontology annotation, biological process: protein O-linked glycosylation via fucose; GDP-fucose import into Golgi lumen. Gene Ontology annotation, molecular function: antiporter activity.
UGGGGGCAGUAGGCGGUGACCGUGUUUUGGUUUCAUUCACGGAAGAAGACGUAGCGGGACGUGGGCUGUAGUUUUGAAAAUGGCUCGUCUUCCGUGACUUUUGCGUCUUUAUUCUCGUUUUCUGUCCUUUCGCCAUGAACAGGGCGCAGCUGAAACGAUCGAGGAUUCUGAGGAUGGCGAUGAGCGACAGAGGCCUGUUGGAGGAGGAGGAGGGCAGAGGGGAGCCCUUCGUGUUCCGGGCAGUGAAGAUAGCCGGGGUGGUGGCUCUCUACUGGUUCGUGUCCAUCACCAUGGUGUUCCUGAACAACUACCUCCUGGACAGCAAGGAGCUGGACGCCCCGCUCUUCGUCACCUUCUUCCAGUGCGUGGUCUCCGUGUGCCUGUGUUGGGUCAUGUACGCUUUGUCCACCUUCUGGCCAGCCUGCGUGGACUUCCCCUCCAUCAAAGUGGACCUGAAGGUGUGCAGGGAGGUCCUGCCCCUCUCGGUGGUCUUCAUCUCCAUGAUCACGUUUAAUAACUUAUGUCUGAAAAACGUGGGGGUCGCGUUUUACACCGUGGGCCGAUCACUCAGCACUGUCUUUAACGUGUUGUUUUCUUACGUGAUCCUCAAGCAGACCACCUCCUUCUACGCGCUCCUGUGCUGUGGAGUCAUUCUGGGUGGUUUCUGGCUUGGUGUGGAUCAGGAAGGUGCAGCAGGCUCCCUCUCCUGGUCUGGAGUGUUUUUUGGUGUCCUUGCUAGUGCCUGCGUCUCGCUGAAUGCCAUCUACACUAAGAAGGUGAUGCCAGUGGUGGACGGCAACAUCUGGAAGCUGUCCUACUACAACAACCUGAACGCCUGCUUUCUUUUCCUGCCCCUAAUCUUUGUGUUCGGAGAGUUGGGGUCUCUGGCCUCGUUCAGCCGCCUGGGGGACUUGAGUUUCUGGGGUAUGAUGGUGGUGGGCGGAGUCUUUGGCUUUGCCAUCGGCUACGUUACAGGCCUGCAGAUAAAGUUCACCAGCCCCCUUACACACAACGUGUCUGGCACGGCGAAGGCGUGCGCUCAGACUGUGCUGGCGGUGGCGUAUUACGCCACCAGCAAAUCUGUGCUGUGGUGGACCAGUAACAUGAUGGUGCUCGGGGGGUCCUUCGCUUACACGUGGGUCAAAGGGCUGGAGAUGAAGAAAGCUCCACCUCCUCGGGACUCCUCAGAAACCAGAGAGAAGCUGUUAAAAGGGGAAUCGGGAGUUUGAAGAAAAGCCUAGAACAGAUAAAACUGGGCAUGAAGGACUUUAUACUGGUUUGUCAGACUUUUUGGAAUUUAAAAGCUUGUUGCCUUCUUAAAA